AUGACCAUGAACGUGAGCAAUGGGCACACGGCAUUCGAGUUUCCGUAUGUCGUCUCUGACACCCAGCUCAAAGCAAGCGCCAUCCUAAACUUCAUCCUAGGCGCAGUCUCGCUGCUCGCCUUUAUAUCCAUGCGUGGUACCCUAAGGAGCGUGGGGGGAGUUUACCAGCGCCGGCGGGAGCUCACUGACCUGUUCUUGCAGCCUCCCCAGCUGCUGCUUGGGGGCCUGCGGCAGGCCUGGUCAUGGGCCACUUCGGUCAUGUGCAUGUCGGACACAGACAUCGUGCGUACGGCGGGAUUUGACGCGCUGCUUCUCAACCGGACAAUCCUAAUGGGUCUGCAAAUAUUCUCCGUGCUGACCGUGCUAGCACUGGGAAUACUGCUACCCACGUACUACUCGUUCGACGACGUGGUGACCCACCGGCUGCACCGGGGCACCAAUGUGGCUGAGCUGUCCCGCACCACCAUCUCCAACUUGCCCCCCGGCCACGCCAUCCUGUGGCUGCCCGCGGCGGCCACCUACCUGGUGAUCGCCUACUGCUGCUGGGUGCUGCUGGUGCACUGCCAGAGCUACGCGGAGCUACGGAUGGCGUACAUGUUGUGUCUAGACGCGGCGGGCGCCCAACAUUACCAGCAGCCGGACCGCAAGCCCCCUCGCCGACAAAGGACACCCCACAGCAGCGGCGGUGGAGGCGGCGGCGGACCCCGGGGAGCGCACACGCUUGAAGGCUGCCAAAAGCGGGAUGAGCCCGCGGCCGCCGCGGCCGUUUCCAUGCCAUGCAGCACUUUUGGCAGCUCCGCCUCUCUACAGCACCUGCUGGGGACAGAGGCGGCGGGGCUGGUGGGUCAGGCGCCGCCGCGGCCCGGCUCCUUCAGCAUGACGUGGAGCCGCGGCAGUGAUGGAAUGGUAGCCUUACCGCCCAUACACACCCGCAGCCACAGCCAUAGCCAUAGCCAUAGCCACAGCACACACGUCACAGGGCUGCACAGGCACGACCCGCACGGUCCCGCUGCGGAGUGCUUGCGGCCGAACCUGAGCAGCAGCAGCCUCCAGGCCGCAGCCGCUGGCCUGCCAGUGACCGUAUCUGUGGGCCCCGCAGCUCAGCGCGCAGCUGGGCUCGCACGUAUGUCGUACGAUCCUGCCGCCGUGGGACCCGCGGCGGCGGAAGCUGUGGCAGCGGAGGUGGCGCCGCGGGCGCCGUACGCUCCUGGUUCAAUGCCGCUGCGUGUGCGGUUGCGGCUGGUGGCGCCCUGGCUGCGACACGUGGUGAUCAGUGCUGUGGAGCGGGCGGAACGGAGCAAGGCGGCGGAUAACCUUCUGGCCUGGGUGAAUCCCCUUAGGAUGUUGGCCAAGGACCGGGAAGACUGGGCUCGCCAGCAGCUGGCGGCCGACGUCGACCCAGACCCGUCGUUGCCGCCCGUGGCGUCGGGCCGCCCGCCGGCGGACACGGCAGUGUACGGCGGCUUGCUGGUGGCGUCAGAGGACAUGUUGAUGGCGCUGACGGGUCGUGCGGAGGAUGUCAUGGAACCGGAAUCACGUUGGCGGCGCUCCGGCGGCCAUAGGGCGCACGUCGACUGGAGCGAGAGCGUGCGCGAGCUGGCUAAAAGCCUGGGCAUCUGGCUGGGGCCGGGAGGCGGCGGGGAUGCGAAGGCCAAAGCGACGACGGCGGCGCCAGGCUGCUCCCACCGCCGCGGUGGCGUUAGUGGCGGGGGGAGUCGCGGCGGCGGGUGCGGCAUAAGCGAGUCCGGAGGAUCUGCCUGUGGUGGCGAGAGCAUCCAAGGAGAGUCGGCAUCGGCAUCUGGGUUAGAGACUGAGGGGGGGGCCAAGCAGGCUGCAGGCGGGCUUGCGGCUUCGGCGGGUGCGGGAUCGUCUGGUGGCAGCCAGGCCUGUCAAAUAGCACGAGGGAAGGCCGCGGGUGAUGAUUCUGCACCCACGGCACGGAAAUGCCCCGGCGUGGGUGCGGGUAGUGGAGCUGGAGCCGCUGGCAAUACCAGCAAGAGCCGCCAGUCCCCGCCGGUGUACCGGUACUGGGCACCGUCAGCGGAGCAGCGGUGCUUCUGCAGGGACCUGCGGCGGCGGCAGCGCCGCCAGGCGCCCUGGCAGCAGGGCCCGCGCACUCCGCUGGGCUUCGAAUCCAUGACCAACCCCGUUUUCGAUGCGCUAGCGGUGGACAGCACGGGCGGCAGCGCUGAUGCCAGCGGUGGUGGUGGUGGUUGCGUUGGUCUGGGCCGGCCGUACGGUGUCGCUCGUGUUGCUUCCAGGGCGCAGGACGAUGCUGGCGGCGUAUCCAAAGGCAGCCGUGGUGGCGCAGCCGGCGGUGGCAGCGGUGGUGGUGGCGGCAACGCUGCAGCGGAGCCUGGGAGCUGUGCCACUACGCCGGGGCCCGGACGUCACCGCAUGCGCCCGGGCGAUGAUGGAGGCAGCUGCGAUGAGCUGGCUGGGCAAGGGAAUGGGGAGGAGGAGGAGGAGGAGGAUGGCGAGGGUGGGGAUGGCGAUCGUCCAUGGACGGGGUGGCAACAGCAGCCCCUGGCGGUGGGGCGCUGCAAUGCGCGACUGCGGCAGCUCAUGAAGGUUCGUCACGGCGGCCGCAGCCAUCUGGUCAACUGCCACCACUACGCGGUGCUGAUCCGCGACGUAGUGCUCCGACCCGUGGAGCGGUUCAACUUGAUCGGCAUGCCGGUGCUGCGGUCCUCCACGGAGGGAGGAGCAGGAGGAGGAGGAGGAGAGCACUACGGUGGGGACAGGGCACCACGACGAUAUGUACGGGGCGACAUCGAAUGGGGCGACGGCGACGGCGCUUGUGCUCGCGAAACGAGGGAAGAAGCGGCAGGUGACGGUGGCGGCAGUGGCCAUGGCGGCUUGCCUAGGCCGCGGCGCCACCGGCCGCUGCUGCAGCCCCCAAGCGACCUGCCCUUGCGGGAUCGUGCCGUCCUCAUGGUACGGGAGCUCCGAAACCCUUCAAAACACAACGAUCAUCAUGACCGGCAGCGGAAGUCAGUGCGGACGCCUGGGUUGGAUGGUGGCGGUGUAGCUGCUGCUGCCUCAGCUGCUGGCACUGUGGACCACAUGACGGAGGUGCCGUACAACGCAAAGUCAGUGGAGCUGUCCACUGCCUUUACGCGGCGUAGUGUGGAACAGGGGGAAGGUACUGGGGAUGGGGACGUGCGCCAGAGCGAGGACAAGGCGCCAUUGCCGGGACCUCCAGACGCCUUGGUGCCAUGGGACGAUAGCGAGGAGGCCGCCGCGGUGGCGGCGUACUACACACAGCUGUUCCCGGAUAGCUUUCAGCGACUGGUGCCUGUGUGCAGCCACAGGGCCGUCGACGAGCUGCUGUUCCAGUGGACUGCCGCCAUGGGCAACCUGGCGGGGGCGCUGCUGGCGGCGCACGUCGCCGUACGCUCCACGGCCGCCGACUCGUCCUCUUCCUUGCCAUCAGGAACCGCCGGAUCGUCCUCCACCGCUGCCGCGGCGUGCGCAACCGCCGCGAUCCGCCGGGCUGCGGCGGCGGUACGGCGGCUGCAGGACCGCAUCCUAUUGGAGCGAGCCCGAGCGCUGCGCAGCCCCACCCGGCGGGCCUACAUUGCGCUGUUUUCCUCACAGCGUGACGCUGCGGUGGCGGCGCAAUGCAGCCCGCUGGCGCCCCCCAGUCGGGCGCAGCCGCUGCACUUCCGGGCAUGUGCAGCCCCGCCACCCGACUCAGUGUACUGGCCUGCGCUGUGGACGCUGCCCACCGGCCGUGCCGCCCGCCUGCUGGCCUCCCUGCCUCUGCUGGCGGUGCUGGUCUUCCCCAUAGGCGUGCUCACUGGCGCCCUGGCCAACUUGCCAGUGGCCGUGUGUGGCGGCACGCCCCAGCUCAACGCGCUGUACUGGCCGUGGUUCUGCAACCGCCGGGACUCCCACAGUCUGUACGCCCGGCUGGCUAGGAGCCUGCUGACGGGGCUGCUGCCGGCGCUGAUCUCCUUGGGUUGGAACGCCUGGGUGCUGCCCAUGGUGCUGUACCUGCUGUCCGCCAUUCAGAGCAGGUGUGUGUCCCUCCCCGCCAUGGACCGACAGAUGAGUCGGUGGUUCUUCUGGUGGAGUUUGCUCAACAUGUUCCUGGGGGCGGUGGUGGGGGGCGGCAUGUUCCAGCAGCUGGGGGCCUACCUGCAGGACCCGGGGAAGCUGCUACUGCGGAUCGGCACGGCCCUCCCAACCGCCUCCAACUUCUUCAUGCACUACACGCUGACCAAGGGGCUCUACUCCAACUGGUUGCGGGUGGCCUGGCCCCACUUGGGCUCCAUGGCGGGGGCCAUCAUGAGGGGCGGGGCGGGGGCCGCGCUGCCCAGCUCAUGGCAGGACGUGUUCCUCAUACACACCCCUCCCGGCUACCGCUUCAGCUCCUUCUACAACGGAGUCUUCCAGGUAACAGGCGCGCAAUACAGGGGGAGUCGACACACUCUGAUGGUGGGUCUGGCCUACGUGGUAACCGCCCCCCUCAUAGCGCCCAUCGCCCUGCUGUUCUUCAUAACGGCGUACAUCACCUGGAGGUACGCCAUUGUCUACAUCUUCGAACGACAGUACGAGUCGGGCGGUCAGAUGUUCCCCGUGGUGUUCUCCCACAUGACCGGCUACCUGCUGGUCGGCGAGCUGUUCACGGGAGCGGUGCUUCUCACCAACGGGGGCUGGAUGCAGGCGGCGCUGCUGUGGUGCUCCCUCACACCAGCCAUUGUGGCUUUCCACCGCCUGUGUGUGAAGAGGUACUUGCGGCCGCUGGAGCACCCGCCCCUCUCUUUGGCUAUGGCAGCGCCCCCCGCGUCCGUCGACUCGUCCGUGUACCUGCCCCCCGCAUUGCGGGAGGGAUCCGUGGGCUGGUACCCGGAGAGUGGCAAGGUCUGGGAACAAUACGGCAUCCCUAAAUACGUCAUUUGA
Volvox carteri f. nagariensis is the source of this 4908-nucleotide messenger RNA. RefSeq lists its product as uncharacterized. Gene Ontology annotation, cellular component: plasma membrane. The record is from RefSeq and is a predicted model, not a curated record. Gene Ontology annotation, molecular function: calcium-activated cation channel activity. Lineage: Eukaryota; Viridiplantae; Chlorophyta; Chlorophyceae; Chlamydomonadales; Volvocaceae. The transcript is spliced from 19 exons. Bases 1 to 4908 code for a protein of 1635 amino acids.